Molecule: messenger RNA, 1074 nt
Organism: Saccharomyces mikatae IFO 1815
Lineage: Eukaryota; Fungi; Ascomycota; Saccharomycetes; Saccharomycetales; Saccharomycetaceae
Gene: MET22
Product: 3'(2'),5'-bisphosphate nucleotidase
Exons: 1
Coding region: 1-1074 (357 amino acids)
Biological process (GO): phosphatidylinositol phosphate biosynthetic process; sulfate assimilation
Molecular function (GO): 3'(2'),5'-bisphosphate nucleotidase activity
Source: RefSeq, a predicted model, not a curated record
AUGGCAUUUGAAAGGGAAUUGUUGAUUGCAACGCAAGCUGUACGUAAGGCGUCUCUAUUGACGAAAAGAAUUCAAUCUGAAGUGAUCUCUCAUAGAGAUUCCACUACUAUCACCAAGAGUGACAAUUCACCAGUCACUACUGGUGAUUAUGCUGCCCAGACCAUUAUAAUCAAUGCCAUCAAGAGUAAUUUCCCGAACGAUAAUGUGGUAGGUGAAGAAUCAUCAUCUGGGUUGAGCGAUACAUUCGUCUCAGGGAUUUUAGACGAAAUAAAAGCUAAUGAUGAAAUCUACGACAAGAUUUAUAAAAAAAAAGAUUUUCAGUUUACCAGUGAUCAGUUCCCACUAAAGUCUUUGGAAGAUGUCAGACAAAUCAUCGACUUCGGCAACUACGAAGGUGGCAGAAAGGGAAGGUUCUGGUGUUUGGACCCUAUUGACGGUACCAAGGGGUUUUUGAGAGGUGAACAGUUCGCAGUAUGUUUGGCAUUAAUCGUAGAUGGUGUUGUCCAGCUUGGCUGUAUUGGGUGUCCAAACUUGGUUUUGAAUUCUUAUGGAGCUCAAGAUUUGAAAGGUCAUGAAUCAUUUGGUUACAUUUUCCGUGCUGUUAGAGGUUCAGGUGCCUUCUACUCUCCAUCUUCAGAUGCUGAAUCGUGGACCAAAAUUCAUGUUAGACACUUGAAGGAUACCAAGGACAUGAUUACUUUGGAGGGGGUAGAAAAGGGACACUCGUCUCAUGAUGAACAAACCGCCAUCAAAAACAAGCUAAAUAUAUCUCAAUCUUUGCACCUGGAUUCUCAAGCCAAAUACUGUUUGUUGGCCUUGGGCUUAGCCGACGUAUACUUACGUUUACCAAUCAAGCUUUCUUACCAGGAAAAGAUCUGGGAUCAUGCCGCAGGUAACGUUAUUGUCCACGAAGCUGGUGGUAUUCAUACAGAUGCAAUGCAAAAUGUCCCCCUAGACUUCGGAAACGGUAGAACAUUGGCUACUAAGGGAGUUAUAGCGUCAAGUGGACCACGCAAGUUGCAUGAUUUGGUUGUAUCUACAUCAUGCGCUGUUAUUGAAUCAAGAAAGGCCUAA